AGCUGGCUCUCAGCGCCAGGAGUUGCGGAGUUCGGGGGUCUGCCUUAGAACUUUCCGUGCCUAGCGGGGCCCCAGCCGCUCCGCCCCCGCGACGCCCGCGCCCGCGCCCGGGGCCGGGCCGGCUUGCUCGGCUUGCUCGCUGGCGGAGCGCGUGGGCAGCGCCGGCGGGAGCCGAGGUGCUUGCACUUGUCAGGUUAAGAAGCCCUAGCGAAGAAAACUUUCAGAAGUGCCUUAGUUUGAUUGCAUAAAAUUAUCAGUGAACUGAGAAAAUUUGAACCAGCUUUCCUAAGGAUAACCUGGAUAUACAGUAGCUUCACAGACUUAACUGAAGAUUUUUAUCAUUAGUCUCUGGACAUUGUUGCCUGAUACUUGAACGUAUUUGGAAUUUUUCUCAUGUGGAUCUAAGAGGAAUGCUUUAUUAUGGCUGCUGUUGUGCAACAGAACGACCUGGUGUUUGAAUUUGCUAGUAACGUCAUGGAGGAUGAACAACAGCUUGGUGAUCCAGCUGUUUUUCCUGCUGUAAUUGUGGAACAUGUUCCUGGUGCUGAUAUUCUCAAUAGUUAUGCAGGUCUGGCCUGUGUGGAAGAACCCAAUGAUAUGAUUACUGAGAGCUCCCUAGAUGUUGCCGAAGAAGAAAUCAUAGAUGAUGAUGAUGAUGACAUUACCCUUACAGUUGAAGCUUCUUGUCAAAAUGGGGAUGAAACUAUUGAAACUAUCGAGGCUGCAGAAGCUCUCCUCAAUAUGGACUCCCCUGGCCCAAUGCUGGAUGAAAAACGGCUAAAUAAUAAUAUAUUUAGUUCAUCUGAAGAUGACAUUGUUGUUGCCCCCAUCACCCAUGUAUCCGUCACAUUAGAUGGGAUUCCUGAAGUCAUGGAAACGCAGCAAGUUCAAGAGACGUACGCACACUCCCCUGGAGCCUCAUCACCGGAGCAGCCUAAGAGGAAGAAAGGGAGAAAAACUAAACCACCACGACCAGAUUCCCCAGCCUCGACCCCAAACAUAUCUGUGAAGAAGAAAAACAAAGAUGGGAAGGGAAACACAAUUUAUCUGUGGGAGUUUUUACUGGCACUGCUCCAAGACAAAGCUACUUGUCCUAAAUAUAUCAAAUGGACCCAGAGAGAAAAAGGCAUUUUUAAGUUGGUAGAUUCCAAAGCAGUAUCCAGGUUGUGGGGGAAGCAUAAAAACAAGCCUGAUAUGAAUUAUGAGACCAUGGGAAGAGCUCUCAGGUACUAUUAUCAAAGGGGUAUUCUGGCAAAAGUAGAAGGUCAGCGCUUGGUGUAUCAGUUCAAGGAAAUGCCGAAAGAUCUCAUUUAUAUAGAUGAUGAGGAUCCUAGUUCCAGCAUAGAGUCUCCAGAUUCAUCACUGUCUUCUACAACCACUGCAAGUAGAAAUCAACCAGGCCGAUCCAGAGUAUCUUCAAGUUCGGGAAUAAAAGGAGUCACUACAGUUCUGAAACCUGGGAAUUCAAAAGCUACAAAAUCCAAAGAUCCUGUGGAAGUUGCACAGACACCAGAAGUUCUGAGGACAGUGCAACCCACACAGUCUCCUUAUCCUACCCAGCUGUUCCGAACUAUUCAUGUAGUGCAACCAGUACAAGCUGUCCCAGAUGGAGAAGCAACGGGAACCAAUAAUGUGCAGGAUGAAACGUUAAAUUCUUCCGUUCAGAGUAUUAGGACCAUACAGGCUCCAGCCCAAGUCCCAGUGGUCGUGUCUCCUGGGAACCAGCAGUUACAUACAGUAACACUCCAGACAGUGCCAAUCACAACAGUUAUAGCCAGUACAGAUCCAUCUUCAGGUGCUGCGUCUCCAAAAUUUAUUUUGCAAGCCAUUCCAUCAUCACAGCCCAUGACUGUACUGAAAGAAAAUGUCAUGAUACAGUCCCAGAAGCCUGGUUCUCCUUCUUCCAUUGUCCUCAGCCCUGCCCAGGUCCAGCAGGUUCUUACCAGCAAUGUUCAGUCCAUUUGCAAUGGAACUGUCAGUAUGACUUCAUCUCCAUCCUUCAAUGCCACUACACCAGUGGUGACCUUUUCUCCUCGCAGUUCACAAGUCGUUGCUCACCCACCUGGCACUGUGAUCACUUCGGUUAUCAAAGCUCAAGAAACAAAAACUCUAGCAGAGGAAGUUGAGAAAAAGGAGAUUGAAGAUAAUUUGAAAGAAGACCCUGAGAAAACUGAGCAACAGCCACAGCCUUAUGUGAUGGUGGUGUCCAAUCCCAAUGGAUUUACCUCUCAGGUAGCUGUGAAACAAAACGAAUUGCUGGAACCGAACUCUUUUUAAUUGCCAUACCAAAGAAAUUGUCUGUGUUUUUUAAGUCAUCUUCAGUUGUAUGGGAACGAUCUGAUUCUGAAUUCUGUGGUCUAUGAAUUUUGUAGUUAAUUGUAAGAAAUAAUUUAGAGUUAAUUUUGAUUUCAUGAGAUGAGGGGAAAACCCAAGUGUUUCUCUUUGUUUUCUAAAUCAUUUGUGAAGGAAAAGGCAUUUUACACUAUGAAGACAUUCUGUCAAGAUUUUUUUCCCCAGUUGCUAUAUCAUGAACUUUUUUGUGGUGGGGAGGGGUUGGG
This is a messenger RNA of Sorex fumeus (smoky shrew), 2558 nucleotides long. RefSeq names its product E74 like ETS transcription factor 1 (gene ELF1). The record is from RefSeq and is a predicted model, not a curated record. Gene Ontology annotation, biological process: regulation of transcription by RNA polymerase II; cell differentiation. Gene Ontology annotation, molecular function: DNA-binding transcription factor activity, RNA polymerase II-specific; sequence-specific DNA binding. The transcript is spliced from 9 exons. Gene Ontology annotation, cellular component: nucleus. Lineage: Eukaryota; Metazoa; Chordata; Mammalia; Eulipotyphla; Soricidae. Bases 421 to 2277 code for a protein of 618 amino acids.